This is a messenger RNA of Strongylocentrotus purpuratus (purple sea urchin), 812 nucleotides long. RefSeq lists its product as uncharacterized. The record is from RefSeq and is a predicted model, not a curated record. The coding region runs from base 87 to 800 and encodes 237 amino acids. The transcript is spliced from 3 exons. NCBI's taxonomy places the organism in Eukaryota, Metazoa, Echinodermata, Echinoidea, Camarodonta, Strongylocentrotidae.
GAUGGAGGUCAGAACAACAACAACAACAAUGGUGGUCAGUAAGAAGAUAUCAACAACAACGACAACUCAACCAGUGUGAAAGGCCAAUGCCUAGUACACACCAACAGCCAUACCUCCCUAACCAUGUUCCCCUGCUGGAAUCGGCACAUCCUUCUGGACAGUUCCAGAGUGAUCCUCACAGAGGCAUUCAAUCAGAGCCAGAACAAACUGACCAAUCCACAAUGCAUCAGCAACUUUCACCGAUAAUGUCACUCCAAUCUACAUUUGCACCAGAUCAAUCGACCAAGCAACAUCUUGAGGAGUUUGAACAGGUUCUACAGUCCUAUCUAUCUGCACAGCAUAACGCCAGUAAUGGUCAUGCAACUCAAUACUCAUUAAACUCAAGUUCUCAAGAAACGCUACAACAUUCGCCACACCAUGGUCUAGGAGAAGCAACACAGGACACCGCUGUAAGCCAGAGACGUGAAGAUGCAACCCCAAUAGAAAUCGAAGACACCACGCUAUCGUCAUCUUCAGAAUACAUCAAUUCCCGAACUUCGGUGCAUCAUGGAGGGAUGUCAAUUGGAAUGAAACCAUUCUAUGAGAAUGAUGAUAGCCUUGCCGUGCUCUCAACCAGUGGAUUGAGUUCUGCACAAAGCAGAACUGAUGCAGCUCCAGUCGAGAGUGAACGAAUUCCUGAACAUCGCAAACGCAUUCACAGCCACACCGCUAAAGGUGAGGGUGAUGGAGUUGAUGAGAGCCUGGAACAGCGUCCUGGUAAACGACGAGCUAAGACGGAUCUUAAACCUACCUCACCAUAGAGCAGGAUGUGA